Messenger RNA from Nicotiana attenuata, 668 nucleotides. RefSeq names its product histone H3.2. Gene Ontology annotation, cellular component: nucleosome. Gene Ontology annotation, molecular function: structural constituent of chromatin; protein heterodimerization activity; DNA binding. The record is from RefSeq and is a predicted model, not a curated record. The transcript has a single exon. Bases 97 to 507 code for a protein of 136 amino acids. NCBI's taxonomy places the organism in Eukaryota, Viridiplantae, Streptophyta, Magnoliopsida, Solanales, Solanaceae.
UCUACCCCUCAUUCUCCACACUCAAAUCUGUAAUUCAAGAUCUCAAAGCAGAAAACCCUAAAUUCCCAAAAAUUAUCUGAAUUCUCCAAAAUUUCAAUGGCUCGUACCAAGCAAACUGCCCGAAAAUCCACCGGAGGCAAAGCUCCAAGGAAGCAAUUAGCUACAAAAGCUGCUCGGAAAUCAGCCCCGGCGACCGGAGGAGUGAAGAAGCCACACAGAUUCAGGCCCGGAACUGUUGCACUUCGAGAAAUCAGAAAGUACCAGAAAUCGACCGAGCUCCUUAUCCGCAAACUUCCUUUCCAACGUUUGGUUCGUGAGAUAGCUCAGGAUUUUAAGACCGAUCUGAGGUUCCAGAGCUCUGCUGUUGCAGCUCUUCAAGAGGCGGCUGAAGCAUACCUUGUUGGUUUGUUUGAGGAUACUAACCUUUGUGCCAUCCAUGCUAAGAGAGUGACCAUUAUGCCGAAAGACAUUCAGCUCGCUAGAAGAAUUAGGGGUGAGAGAGCUUAAAUUGGGAUUAUGCCGUGAUGGUUAUUGUUAGUUUUUGAGUAUAUAGUGGGUUGUUUUAAGAGUUUGGAGCCUUUUGUGUUUUGGUGUAGAACUUUCUCAGUUCUGAAUUUGUAGUUGAAUCAAGAGCUUUUCAAUGGAAUAUCAGUACUUUUUUGUUCAAA